CAUCAGUCCUCGCUCCUCCCCCCUCACUCCCGGUCUCCGACCAGUCCGCCCGGUCUGACUCGUGUGGUCCUGUGUGGGUUUCGCCGCGUGUGCGCUCGGGGCCGGGGCGGGAGGGGCAGCCCCUCAUUCCACCUCCAGGAAGUCGAACUGGAGGAAGGAGGGCAAACUCAGGGAGGCGGGGCUCGUGCCACAGGGACACCAAGACGGCUCGCGGCCCCCAGCCUCUACCCCGCUCCGAAGCCGGGAUCUGAGCGCCGGCCGCGGUGCCCGGGCACUCCCUUGGCGGGCCGGAUGGCGGACCCUGGCCCAGAUCCGGAAUCUGAGUCGGAAUCGGUGUUCCCACGGGAGGUCGGGCUCUUUGCGGACUCUUACUCGGAGAAGAGCCAAUUCUGUUUCUGUGGGCAUGUGCUGACCAUCACGCAGAACUUUGGGUCCCGCCUCGGGGUGGCGGCGCGCGUGUGGGACGCGGCCCUGAGCCUGUGCAAUUAUUUCGAGAGUCAAAAUGUGGAUUUCCGAGGCAAGAAGGUGAUCGAACUGGGUGCGGGGACAGGCAUCGUGGGGAUCUUGGCAGCGCUGCAGGGGGGGGAUGUUACCAUCACUGACCUGCCCCUGGCCCUAGAACAGAUCCAGGGCAACGUCCAGGCCAAUGUGCCAGCUGGAGGCCAGGCCCAGGUGCGUGCCUUGUCCUGGGGGAUUGACCAUCAUGUCUUCCCUGGAGACUAUGACCUGGUGCUGGGGGCUGAUAUCGUGUACCUGGAACCCACCUUCCCUCUGCUGCUGGGGACCCUCCAACACCUGUGCAGGCCCCAUGGCACCAUCUAUCUGGCCUCCAAGAUGAGAGAGGAGCACGGGACAGAGAGCUUCUUUCAGCACCUCCUGCCCCAGCAUUUCCAACUGGAGCUGGUUCAGCGGGAUGAGGAUGAAAAUGUCAACAUCUAUAGGGCCAGGCACAGGGAACCAAGACCUGCUUGACAUCACCCCUGCUGUUCUUCUCAGUCUCUUGCCCUAAUGAAGGAACUGGGUAUCUCAAAAAUCAUAUUUCCAGAGCCACAAACACGAAGACCAAAAAGGAUGGAUUUCCCUGGCCUCUCUCACUUUCUUCCUUCCCUCUUUGUUACCCCAGAUACUCUUGGGCAGGUGCAGUGAGGGGCCUGCUUACCAGGAAUCCCAGAGCUCUGGCAGCACUAGUGUUAGAACACUAAGGAGGUUCCUGGCUCCUGUUCUCAGAAGAGGAGGAUGGUAAGGUAUCUAGGAUUUUUAGGGGCUAAGGCAGGUAUAUGGGAUAUGAGAGCAGUGGUUGUAGAGAGACUGUCACUGAUCACUUCCAUUCCUGUUGCUGUUUAUACAGAAUGGACUUAAAAAAAAAUUCUAUGGGAUUUUUUUUUUCUUUUUUUUGAGACAGGGUCUCUCUCUGUCACCCAGGCUGGAGUGCAGAUACAUGAUCACAGCUCAUUACAGCCUUAACCUCUCAAGGCCCAGAUGAUCUUCCUGCGUCAGCUCCCCAAGUAGCUGGGACUAGAAGCAUGAGCCAUCACACCCAGCUAAUUUUUGUAUUUUCAGUAGAGAAGGGUUUCACCAUGUUGCCCAGGGUGGUCUCAAACUCCUGGACUCAAGUGAUCCACCUGCCUUGCCUCCCAAAGUGCUGGGAUUACAGGUAUGGGCCACUGCGCUAGCCCAGGAUUUUGUUUUUGUGUUUGUUUUUUGUUUUUGAAGAAAGAAUUAAGCCUUAAAAAUCUGUUGUGCAAGAACUCAGCUUUUGCUCAGGAGCUGAGAAGGAAGAAGCCUCAAACCACCUGUUUCCUGCUUUUUAGAGAUAGAAUCUGGUGGAACCAUGGCUCUAACCGAGUCAAGUCCUCCUAGCUCCGAAGCUAAGGCUGCAGAGCUGUCCUUUGGACUGUAGUUUCUUCGUGCUUUCCGGAGUUAGAGCCUUGAUCACAGAACGUCAUGCUGUGCAGAACACUGGACUCAGUACUAAGUUCUUUUCAUCUUUGAUUUUUCUUUAGCUUCAUCAGUCCUUCCUUCCUAAUCUGUAAUCCCCUGAAGCCUAACACAGUUCCUAAUGUGUUUUGCCUUCACCUCUUUUCUCUUCCCACAUUGGUACUUCUGGUUGGGGCUCUCUUUACUUACUGCUUAGGCACAUAGUCACCUUCUUUGGACUCCCUGCCUCCAUGCUUUCUCCUUCAGUCCAUUCUGCAAACUCUUGGGAUCUUCCAAAAUUAGCUCUGAUUAGCUUUCACUGCCUAUAGAAGCAAGAACAAGCUCCUCUGCUUGGUACUUAGUCUGUGUCCAUGUUAUACCAAAUUACCUUCCUAUUGCAUUUCCUACUCCUUUGCUACAUGUAUUGGACCUCUGGCCAAAUUACAAAAGAUGUACUCUUUGUUCUCUAAAACCACACUAAAGUGUCCUGACUUCUUUCUCACUCUUUAUGAUAAUCCUCUGCCUGAAAGGCUAUUGCCACCUGUCAAAAUCUUCAUUAUUCUUUGCCUCUUUCCUGAGCCCCUUGCUUGAAUGUGAUUUCUUUCUCCCUGAGACCCUUUAACUGUUUGUUCGUCUUAUGGGACCUUAAUUUGUCUUGCAUGGACAUUUUUGAUUUUCAUUUUCUCACCAUUAAAUUACCUUGGAGGGUAGGGCUGUGAUUUACUCAUGUCUAAUCCUCAGAAGCCUAACACAGUUCCUGGCACACACAGAUAUUGUGCUCAUUCAAUAAAUAUUUACUCGCUUUGUUAAAUGGAUUCCACCCCUGCCUUUCUAGGUGACCUUGGACAAAUUCCAGAACCCACUCACCAACUACACAAGUUUGUUGUGAGUCAUAAAUGGAUAAUGAAUAUAAACGCGCAUUGAAAAUAAACAUAAAAUGUUACCCACA
This is a messenger RNA of Rhinopithecus roxellana (golden snub-nosed monkey), 2866 nucleotides long. It is a transcript of the gene EEF1AKMT3, whose product is annotated as EEF1A lysine methyltransferase 3. Gene Ontology annotation, biological process: peptidyl-lysine methylation. Gene Ontology annotation, cellular component: cytoplasm; cytosol. The transcript has 3 exons. NCBI's taxonomy places the organism in Eukaryota, Metazoa, Chordata, Mammalia, Primates, Cercopithecidae. The record is from RefSeq and is a predicted model, not a curated record. The coding region runs from base 292 to 972 and encodes 226 amino acids. Gene Ontology annotation, molecular function: protein-lysine N-methyltransferase activity.